UGGGGGUUAUCCUGAUGCAAUACAAAUCUACCUUCCCUUUCACCAUGGAGUACGGUCACUUGGCAGGCUGACCAACCACGACUUCGAGGACACUAUCUGGGAAUCUCGGUUCCGUAGCCUUGGCCCCUGGAAUAUUCAGCCUUCCCUGACCAACAUCCAGUCAAGAAACAAUGGCACCAAAUAAAAAGAAGAAAAAGCCUGCAGCAAACCCUGCAAGAGGGUUCGCAACGACCUCGUUGCCGUCACGGUCUAAAGUUGUCGAUGAGGCCGUUCAAGCAAGUUCAUCGGGUGAACAGAAGCCCAAUUCUCAUUCAUCGACAGCUGAGGUCUACCAUGGCGCUCAAAAUAACAACCAAAGUGCGGCAUCCGCGACUGUUCCCUCUCAGAUUUCCGAGAUGACUCCAGAACAAUUGGAAGCCCAUCUUGAGGAUGCCGAGCUGGAUGCGCUUUUGGAGAAACAUGGCGGUCGUUGUCUUGCCGAGUCCACUCGUCAAACAGCACGUUUGCUUACGGAACAACGCCAGCUACGUGCUCAAUCUUAUCCGCUCACUACCUAUGGCUGGCUCAAUGACGAAUUGAUCCAACGAUUGUUUGACAUGCAUCAGCAACUUUCGGAUACGAGCAGGUUAUCUACCGGCACCAUCAUUGAUGAUGAAAAGCUGCUGAUUGACCUCUGGACACUUCAAAGAGUAUUACAGGCAUUGAAAUUCCCUCGCAUUCACCUUUCUCUUCUAAAUGUCGCUAAGAUAGCAGCUAAAGGUCAGCUGGCUAUCGACACAGAUCUCAUUCCCGGCAUGCUGGAGGCAUUCCAGUGGUAUGCCAUGGACAUUCAGGCUGACGAUCUUCCUGACUAUGAUCAUUCGCUCCCAAGUAAAGGCGCACCCAACAGUGGUACUCAGAGUCCGCAGCUGAAAACACCAGACCCUGGCUCAACUCCGAGGAGUAGGCAAAGCCCAGCCACCACGCCUGCAACAGUUUCAGAUGCGGAUGAAGACUCAGAGUCGAUUUCAUCUUCUGAUAAUGAUCAAGACGAUGAUCCAGAUAGACUAAAGCAAAGAUAUCUGCAGCUCCGCGCCCGGAUAUGGAAGAUCCAGAAUCCAGACCCCAGUAGCUCGCCAAAGUCUGUGUCAAAGUCUCGGAAGCUCCUAUUACGGCUGUCCAAAAAGGUUGAAGACUUGCAACGAGACAUUUUGUUUGAUGAGGACGCUGCAGCAGAGGACUGGAGUCUGGAUGAAAUCAAGCUGCAAACAAGCCAUCGACAGAAACUGAGAGAACAUGGCGAACUCCGCCGUAAAGCGUUGAAAGGAGUCAACAACACCACACAGGAGGAUCACCAGUCGCAACCGUCAUCCCGUCAUUUAACGCCAGACCUUGAAAAUGAUGAAGAGAUCACUGGAGGUCUCUUCGAUGUCGAAGGAGAAAACUCCGAUGACACUACAAGCCAAAACCCGCAGGACGACUCGAUUCGCAUUCUUGAUUUCGGAAAGUGGACUGGUAUAUCACCGAGGAAGCUGCUUGAUGAUGUUUGUCGAGGCCACGACGCCAAAUGCCGAGUCCAGCUGCAUAAUAUCCAACGUUCUUCCUUUGCAUCGAGAAGAGGUCUGAGCAUUUACUGGUCGACCGACACACUGCCCGACUCUGAGGUUAAUGCUGCUCUACCUAGCGGCAUCACUACUGCCACAGAGCCUCGGGUCUGGACACUAGCCAUGGACAAGAUUGCUACGGCCUCCGAUCUGCAGUCCGAGGCUUACAUCUCAUGUCUAGGCCUCUUCCUUGUGUCUUCUAUAGGCUCGAAGGAACAGAAGGCACUAGCUAGACUGCCAACCGUUUGGAGGGAUUUGAUCAAAGAUCUGACAGACGUUCAACAGAAGCUCGUUCACGAGGAACACAAGAAAACGCUACGCGAACUGCGAUCCAUGAUUCGGAUUUCGCAGGAAGAACAGAAGGCAGAAGAAACAAUAACUCCACGAGAUCAGCAUGGCGAGACGGCUGCAAGCAAACAUGUGAUGGAACGAGCACAACGAUUUGCUCCAGUCAAAUUAACCAGCGAACAGGUCUUGCAUGAAUGGACGACCAGAACCUCACAGCCUUCGUUUGAGCGCAUGCUGGCCGUUCGACGUCAACUGCCGGUGCACAACUUCAAGGAUACUAUCAUUGACUGUAUCAAUCAAAAUGCCGUCAGUGUCAUCUGUGCAGAGACUGGUGCAGGCAAAUCAUCGGGCAUCCCGGUCCUACUGCUUGAAAAUGACUUUUCCGCGGGAAAAGAUUGCCGAAUUCUGGUGACACAGCCUCGCAGAAUCUCGGCUGUCACUCUAGCGAGAAGAGUCUCACAAGAGCUGGGUGAGAGCAGAAAUGACAUUGGUACUUCGAGAUCACUUGUUGGGUAUGCGAUACGAUUGGAGAGUAAAACCACUGCUAGCACCAGAAUCACGUACGCCACGACCGGUGUGCUGCUCCGCAUGCUGGAAGAAUGCGCAGACCUUGAGGAGCUCGACUAUCUCAUCUUAGAUGAAGUCCAUGAACGCACCAUGGACCUUGACCUCCUCUUCAUUGCCCUCAAAAAACUCCAGCUUCGACGGAAGACUCUGAAGAUUGUGCUCAUGUCAGCCACGGUGGAUGCGAGGAAAUUUUCGGACUACUUUGGCGGUGCCCCUGUGCUUGAUUUGCCCGGCAGGACCUUUCCAGUUGAAGUCGGCUUCCUGGAGGAUGCAGUCGAGGCCACCAAUGAUCUCUCGGACAUUCAGGACAAGGGAUUACAGGAAGAGGAUGAGAUCCCAGACCUCGACGAGGACGCCAUUGCUGAGAAGGGUCGCCCAAUCAUCCUACAGCCCGAUAAACACAGCAAGAAGACGCAAAGGAUCAUUGCAGCGAUGGACGAGUACCAGAUUGAUUACUCAUUGAUUGUGAAGCUUGCCGCUGCCAUUGCCACCAAACCCAAGUACGAACAUUACAGCAGUGCCAUUCUGAUAUUCAUGCCCGGCCUGGGAGAGAUGCGUCGGCUCCACCGCGUACUUUUGUCGCUCGAUCUCUUCAACAACAACAAAUGGGUCAUCCAUCUCCUUCACUCGACUUUUACCACAGAAGAGCUGGAAAGAGCUUUCGAGAUACCUCCACCCGGCUACCGUAAGAUAGUCAUUGCCACCAACAUUGCGGAAACAGGUAUCACUAUACCCGAUGUGACAGCAGUGAUUGAUACUUGCAAAGAGAAACUGAAUCGCUUCGAUGAACGUCGCCAGUCGUCUCGGUUGUCAGAAGGCUUCAUCUCCAGAUCCUCGGCCCGUCAACGCCGUGGUCGCGCAGCCCGAGUACAAGAAGGGCUAUGUUUCCAUCUCGUGACCAAACACCGACAUGACAACAUCAUGCUAGAGCAGCAAGUCCCAGAAAUGCUCAGACUGGGUCUCCAGGACCCCAUGCUCCGCGUCAAGGUCUGGAAUCUUGGGAGCAUCGAAGAGACUUUGAGCCAAGCAAUCGAUCCGCCGAACCGGAAGAACAUCUUGCGUGCAAUUGAGAAGCUCAAGGAUGCUGGCGCUCUGACGAAGACAGAGAAUUUGACGGCCCUAGGGAAGCAAAUCGCUCGACUACCUCUGGAAGUGUCGCUAGCGAAAUUGGCGAUCUUUGGGGUCGUGUUUGGCUGUUUGGAUCCCAUACUGGCAAUUAUCUCGCUCUUGACUUCCAAGUCUCCUUUUCUCAAUUCGCCGUCCAAAUCACAAGCUGACUCCAGAGCAGUCUUCGCCCGUAGUGAUUCUGACCUCCUGUCCUCGCUCAACGCAUAUGAAGGAUGGAAGAAACACAAGGUGGCACGAUCGGCACAGGAGUUUUGUCGCAAAUUCCACCUUAGUGAUCAGGGAAUGUUACAAGUUGAAGAGCAGAAGGUUCAACUGCUGGUGUAUCUGGUGGAUGCUGGACUGGUCUUGUUACAAGGCCACGAAAAGAGUGCUCUGAGCCGAGCAAGGUCAGGCAGCUGGCGUGGAGGGAGCUUUUACGUUGUGCCAGAACGCUACAAUAGGAUCGUCUCUGACCGGGCCCUCAACUGCAUCAUCGCCAUGGCUUUGUACCCUCGGACACUUGUGCGUGAAGGCAAGGCCUAUCGCAACGUCUUUUCGAACCAGCAGCUCUAUCUGACCGGCCGGUCUAUCAAUCAUGGAAAUCCAAAGGCGCCACGGUGGUUGUCUUUCUAUGAGGCCAGACAAAAUCAUGGUGGAAGCCUCAAUGUUUUUGAAACGUCUGCCAUCCCCGAGUCAGGCAUGGCCAUUUUGUUGGGUGAAGCCGAGUACAAAUUUUUCGCAGGCGUGGUCAGCGUAGAUUCUGGAAAGGUGAGACUGUCUCUUCGGCACUACAAACAAGUCAUGGCUCUCAAGAUCUUAAGAGAGCAUCUGCUCGAGGCACUGGAUGCUUGCUAUCGACAGCCAUCAGAAGCAUUAAGUGGAACAGCACGGGGUUGGAUAGAACUUUGGUUGGGAAUCGAGGCAGCUCAAAAGACCUAGAAUGGGGGUCGGAUAUCGGUGUGCAAUGGGUUGCGGCCUGACAAUAUCGGCUGUUGGUGCUCAAGAAAUCUCAUCUGAGCAGAUAACCACCAUCAAUUGGGAGUGGUACUCCGGUGAUCCAAGCAGCGUCGUCACUCGCAAGGAAAAUGGCAGUCUUUGCGACAUCUUCAAUUCGGCCCAGUUUGCCACCGAACGGAUGUUUGGCUUCGAUCUCGGAGAGGACAUCUUCCUGUCCCUGCAGAUUCUGCGUCAUGCUUGUCUCCAAGAAGCCCGGACACAGAGCAUUGCAAUGAAUGAGAUCUUUGGCGUAGUCGAGGGCUAUUUGUUUGGUUAGCAUGACGGCCGCGCCUUUGCUGGCGCAGUACGAUGGAGUUCCCGUAUAUGGGACCAGUCCUUGUACACUAGCAAUGUUGAUGAUCCAGCCUCUAGACUUGUACAACUGUUGCUGGCCAUCGAGAAUCUGCUUGAGAGCGUACUUGCACCCUAGGAACAUGCCCUUUGUGUUGAUCGCCAUGGUCUUGUCAAAGUCUUCCUCACUCGUCUCAUGACACCUUAGUGGACGAAUAUGAGUGCUUUCAACGGAGAUUCCAGCAUUAUUCACCAUGAUGUCCACCCUUUUGUAACGCUGGACGCAGGCGCGAAU
Molecule: messenger RNA, 5127 nt
Organism: Exophiala mesophila
Lineage: Eukaryota; Fungi; Ascomycota; Eurotiomycetes; Chaetothyriales; Herpotrichiellaceae
Exons: 3
Coding region: 171-4484 (1437 amino acids)
Cellular component (GO): intracellular anatomical structure
Molecular function (GO): ATP binding; RNA binding
Source: RefSeq, a predicted model, not a curated record